AUGACAACGGAGGUCGCGGGUCGCAACAUCGUAGUCGCAGUUGACGAGUCCGAGCAAAGCUUCUACGCCUUGCAGUGGGCGUUUGACCACAUUAUCCGAAAGGACGCCGAUAAGACGAUACUCGUCACAGUGGAGACGCCCAUUACCAGUAGCGCAGGAGCAUUCGCGAUUCCCGAGGACAACGAGCUGAGCGUGGAGGACGACAAGGAGCAGGAGACGAAGAGCGUCGCUGAGAGGGCCGAAGCCAUCUGCAAGGAGAACCAGGUGACGAGCGUGACCAAGGUGUAUCAGGGCGAGGCGAGGGAGGCGAUCUGCCAGGCGUGUGAGGAGAAUGAGGCGAGCAUGCUGGUCAUCGGCAGCCAUGGCCACGGGCCCGUCAAGAGAAGCUUCCUCGGCUCCGUCAGUGACUACUGCUCCAAAUACGCUCGGUGUCCAGUGGUUGCCCAGGCCAAGGACGUCCUAGCUUCGGGCAGGUUCCGAGCCACAGUGCUUCCGGACCUGCCUGCGCCGGCCGGCUUCAGAGAUUUCUUGCAGCUGCCUCUCUCUCUGCUUCCACUCCCCCCCUCCUCCUCCUCCUCCUCCUCCUCCUCCUCCUCCUCCUCCUCCUCCUCCUCCUCCUCCUCCUCCUCCUCCUCCUCCUCCUCCUCCUCCUCUCCCCCUCCUACCUCCUCCGUUCCCCACCCUACUUCGUCCCUUCCCAAUCCUCCUGUCUCUUCCCUCACUUUCAAUGCAAGUUCUCUCGAUAAAUCAACUCAAAGUCAGAAGAUACCCUUAACUGCCAGGGCUGGUAACCAGUCUGUUACAGGCAGCACAACGGGUAGCCAAGCCACUCUGGCAGCUCCAGACAGCUCUGUUGCGGCUCAGGCGGUUGCCCAGGUGCUGACGGUGGCGGCUCAGGUGAAAACAGCAGAGGCGGUGAGGCAGCAGAUGGUGGAGAAGGCGGUUCAGGUGGCAGGGGGCAGGGAGGGCAGCUCUCCAGGUGCUCUUCUGCUGCUGUCAGGAGGCGUUCAGUUGUGGGCUGUAGAGAACCCCCUCGUUGCCUCGGUGGACCGACUGGAGCAAAAGCUGGAGGCGGGAGCAGAGGCCAUCAUACUGCAGCCCCCGGUGGUGCCGGGUACCUUUCAGCAAUGGUGGUGUGCGGCUGAACAGAGAGGCCUCACAACAGCAGUGCCAAUGAUUAUCGGCAUGCCUCUCAUCACCUCGGCGCGCAACCUCGCCUUCUGGAUGCUUCUCACCGACGCCAAGGGGGGUGAAGCUGAUGCUGAGAUCGCCAGGUUCCGGCAGGCAGAGGAGCAGGUGGCAGGGACGGGCGAGGUGGAUGUGGAUCAAUUCAGGGCGUUUCGCCAGCACUGGACGGAGCAGUACCUCACACUUGCCACGCAGCUCAAAGGUGGGGAGCCAAGCAGAUCGUUCCUCCAGCACUGGACGGAGCAGUACCUCACACUUGCCACGCAACUGAAAGGUGGGGCUUCGGUAUCAGACAAGGGGGCGUGCACACAGCAGGUGGCAGGGACGGACGAGGUGGAUGUGGAGCGAUUCAGAUCGUUCCGCCAGCACUGGACGGAGCAGUACCUCACACUUGCCGCGCAACUGAAAGGGGCAUCAGGAGUGCAUGUCAUGCCCAUCAACCCGCGUCGUUCCAUUCUAACCGGCGCGCUCGAACGUUUGCUCGUAUGGGACGUGCGAAAGGGCACGCUGCUACAGCAGCUCUCGCCGCAGCCGGCCGGCGCCGGCUACAGCCAAGGGGGCGGCGCGGGUGCGGCCGGCAGCGCAGCCGGCAGCGUGCAUGAUGCCGUCCCCGCUGUAGCGGACGUGACGGCGAUUUGCCCGUCGCCGGCCGACGCGACGCAGGUGGCGGCGGGGUACACGGACGGUACGGUGCGCGUGUGGAACAUGGUGGACGGCACGUGUAGGACAAGCCUUGCCGGCCACAGGUCGGCUGUAGCAGUGGUGCGGUACAACGCGGCCGGCGCGCUGCUGGCGUCGGGCGGCAGAGACGCGGACAUCGUGGUGUGGGACGUGGCGGGAUACAGGCCUCACCUUCCUGGUUCCCGCGUGCAGCUCCAGUCGCUGCUGGUAAUCUGCAGCAGGGACGCCCAGAUCAAGGUCACAGACCUAAUCUUCCUGGAGGGUACAAUGGUGCAGCACCAGUCGCUAUUGGUCAGCUGUAGCAGGGACGCGCAGAUCAAGGUGUGGGACCUCGCCCUGCACCACUGCAUCCAAACCAUUGCCGAGCCUCGCGGCGAGCUCUGGACGCUCGCCGUCCACCCGAGCCUGCCCAGGCUCGUCGCUGCCGGCACCGAACCUGAGCACCGAGUGCGCGCCAUUGCGUUUGCGCCCAAGGCAGCAGGGGCUGGGGGGAGGGGAGCGGGGAGAGGAGGAGCAGCAGAGCCGUCACUGGCGCUGGCACUACACAAUAACAGCGUGGAGAUCCACACGAUUCAUGCGGACAGCAGCACCCGGGCGGCAGCGCUGCAGUCUGCCGGCCACCGAUCGGACGUCCGCUCGCUGGCGCUCUCCUCAGAUGGCUCGCUUCUUUUGUCCGUUUCCAAAGGCUCUGCCAAGGUGUGGAACCCUGUGACUGGAGCCUGCCUCUCUUCCUUUGACUCGGGCUACGGCCUUUGCUGCCUCUUCGCCCCUGGUGAUAGAUACGCCAUCGCAGGCACACAAGCAGGCGACCUGGAGGUCUUCUCAGUGGCCGGUGCAGAGCGCACGGCUCUGAUUCAGGCAGCACACGACAAGGCAGUGUGGGCCAUGGCUGCCCUGCCUGAUAACACGGGGUUCGCCACUGCCUCUGCUGACGGCUGUGUGAAGUUUUGGGAGUAUCAGAUGCAGCUCAAGGGAUCCGAUGCAGACAAGGAUGCACUGGCGGCAGGGAGGGGUGAGAAGCACUUAACAGUGGUGAACACUCGCACGCUCAAGAUGUCUGACGAUGUGCUAAGUGUGGCGUUUAGCCCUGACGGCCGAUACAUUGCACUCUCGCUCCUCGACUCCACCAUCAAGGUGUUCUUUGUCGACUCGCUGCGUUUCUUCCUCUCGCUGUACGGCCACAAGCUGCCAGCCAUCUGCCUCGACAUCUCCUCCGACUCGCAGCUCGCAGUGUCGGGCUCGGCGGACAAGAGCGUCAAGAUCUGGGGACUCGACUUCGGGGACUGCCAUCGGUCUCUGUUUGCACACCAGGACAGUGUGAUGAGUGUCAAGUUCGUGCCCCGCACGCACUACUUCUUCUCGUGUGGCAAGGACCGAAGGGUGCGGUACUGGGAUGCUGACAAGUUCCAGCUGCUGCUCACACUGGAGGGGCACCAUGCUGAGGUCUGGUCACUAGCCAUCAGCCCCCUCGGUGACUUCCUUGUCUCCGGCUCGCACGAUCGCUCCAUCCGCCGCUGGCAGCGCACCGACGAGCCCUUCUUCCUCGAGGAGGAGCGCGAGAAGCAGCUCGAAGCCAUGUUUGAAGCCCGAGCAGUGGCGCUACCAACCGACGCACGCCGCCCGGACGGGGGCGACGACGAGGAGGGCGGCGAAGGCGGGGAGGCGACGGGCGGCGCGGCGGGGGAGCUGGGCGGCGUGGGAGGGGCGGCAAGGGGCACGCAGGAGACGGUUUGGGCGGCAGACUCGAUCAUUGAGGCGGUUGAGCUGGCAUCCAUGGAAGAGGCUCGCAUGGUUCCCUUCAUCAAGGACCCCAGCGACCCCACCUCGCUGCUGCCCUCCUUCCAGCCCAACGUGCUGCUCCUAGGCCAUGCGCCAGCGGCCUUUGUGCUGCGAGCUCUCGCCAGAGUCAAGCCGUCGGAGCUCGAGCAAGCGCUGCUGGUGCUGCCCUUCACAGUGGCGCUGCGGAUUCUCCACUUCGCCCCCCACUGGCUGCACCGCCCGCUGCCGCAGCUGGAGUUUGCCGCCCGGGCGCUCGUGUCCCUCGUGCGCAUCCACCACUCGCAGCUCGUCGCCACGCCCACCGCCCGGCCUCUAUUGGCUGCUGUCCACACUCUCUUACGUGCUUCACUCAAGGGCGCAGUGGCAACAGUGGGAUGCAACUUGGCUGCUAUCAGCCACAUCAAGGCGUCCAUAGAGGGGGGAGACGGCACGGGCAUGGCUGAAAAGGUGAAAGAGAUUAGGGAGCGGCUGGCCAAGGGGCGCAACGCGGUGGUUGCAGAGAAGCUGCAGAGGAGCAAAGCAGAGAAGCGCAAGCGCAAGGCGGAGAAGCAAAAGGUGAAGAGUUGA
Closterium sp. Naga37s-1 is the source of this 4215-nucleotide messenger RNA. The record is from the annotation of a GenBank genome assembly. Lineage: Eukaryota; Viridiplantae; Streptophyta; Zygnematophyceae; Desmidiales; Closteriaceae.